Messenger RNA from Rubroshorea leprosula, 1202 nucleotides. Lineage: Eukaryota; Viridiplantae; Streptophyta; Magnoliopsida; Malvales; Dipterocarpaceae. The record is from the annotation of a GenBank genome assembly.
AAAAGUGCUUAGGGAGGUGUGUUAUAUUUUUUGUAUCAGAGCCAAGGUUUUGCUAAUAUAUUGAUCUGCCAUAUGAGUUAGAGUCUAGUGUCAUAGGAUUAGAUUUUGCCUAACUAUUAGUUUUGCACUCUUUGUUUGUUUCAGUACCAGAGAAGAAAGAUGAGUCAAGGAAACAAUACUUCUACUCCUCCUCCUGCUGAUGACGUGAAUGCCCGAAUGGACAUAAUGCAAAAGGCCAUUACGGAUAUGAGUUCCAUCUUUAGGGAUUAUCUUCAACAUCAGAACAACAAUAAUGCCCCAUAAAACACUGGUGGCAAUUCACAGCAAACAAUGGACUCUAGGGAAGGAAAUGAGCAGUUGACAUUGGUGAAGCAAUUUCAGAACAUGAACCCGCCUAGCUUCAAAGGAGUUCCUGAUCUUGAUGUGGCUGAGUCUUGGGUUAAGAAAUUAGAAAAGAUGUUCAAGCUCCUGAAAUGUACUAACGAGCAAAAAGUGAAGCUAGUAGUGUUCACAUUAGAAGGUGAAGCUGAUGAUUGGUGGAUAGCUGCUCAAGAUGGGUUUUCUAAGAAAGGGGAGGAGGUUACAUGGGACAAGUUUGUUCAGGCCUUCUAUCGAAAAUAUUUUUCUACAGCUGUGUUGGAAAGAAAGGAACUGGAGUUCAUGAAUUUGAAGCAAGAUGACAUGACAGUUGAUGAGUAUCAAGCUAAAUUCAGUUCUCUUAUGAAGUUUUCUCCUCACCUUGUUAAUGAUGAAGUUAGGAAGGCAAGGAAGUUUCAAAGAGGGUUGAAAGCUUCCAUUAGGAACAAGGUGGUUCCUCAAAUGCUAAAGACUUAUGAUGAGGUCUUGGCCACAGCUCAAAUAAUUGAGCAAGAUAUGGAGGAGCAAAAAAUGGAGACUCAUGACUCAAAAGGCAAGGGAAAGGUUAUCAACAACCAGCCUUUCAACAAGAAGCCUGAACAAAGGGGAAAAAGGAAGAUCCCCGAAAGCAAUAGACCAAGUUUUGAUUUUUGUAAGAGGUGCGGUAAGAACCAGGGGGGGAAAGAAUGUUAUUGGCAGACUGGGGCAUGUUUCAAGUGUGGGAAGACUGGCCACUUGAUCGCAGAACCCAGGUUCUAAGUUUCUCGUGGAACCCAGUUUCAUAUGAAUGCCUACCAAGUUAAGAUCUUCAUCCACACAAUUAUAAAUAAAUGAAUACUACACAA